This is a messenger RNA of Dipodomys ordii (Ord's kangaroo rat), 2539 nucleotides long. It is a transcript of the gene Ap3m2, whose product is annotated as adaptor-related protein complex 3, mu 2 subunit. The record is from RefSeq and is a predicted model, not a curated record. Lineage: Eukaryota; Metazoa; Chordata; Mammalia; Rodentia; Heteromyidae. Gene Ontology annotation, biological process: intracellular protein transport; endocytosis. Gene Ontology annotation, cellular component: cytoplasmic vesicle; clathrin adaptor complex. The coding region runs from base 125 to 1381 and encodes 418 amino acids. The transcript is spliced from 9 exons.
GGGCGGAGCGUUCUGCACGGCUGAGCGUUGGGCGCUGCGAGGAGCUCCGCGGGGUUGAAGACUUUUAAGAGUCCAAAGGCUUUCUGACUAAAAAGACUUCCAUCUCCCAUCCAUAAUCUCCGCCAUGAUUCAUAGUCUUUUCUUGAUCAACUCCUCUGGAGACAUUUUCUUGGAGAAACAUUGGAAAAGUGUGGUCAGCCGUUCUGUUUGUGAUUACUUUUUUGAGGCACAGGAGAGAGCUACUGAGGCAGAAAAUGUGCCUCCAGUCAUCCCUACCCCUCAUCACUAUCUCCUAAGUGUUUACCGCCACAAGAUCUUCUUUGUGGCUGUGAUCCAGACAGAGGUCCCACCUCUGUUUGUCAUUGAGUUCCUUCACCGAGUAGUGGACACAUUCCAGGACUAUUUUGGAGUCUGUUCAGAGCCAGUGAUCAAAGACAAUGUGGUUGUGGUUUAUGAGGUAUUGGAAGAGAUGCUUGACAAUGGGUUUCCCUUGGCUACUGAGUCAAAUAUCCUCAAAGAACUGAUAAAGCCUCCCACUAUCCUUCGAACAGUGGUCAACACGAUAACAGGAAGUACCAAUGUAGGUGACCAGCUUCCAACUGGGCAGCUGUCCGUGGUGCCUUGGCGACGGACUGGGGUGAAAUACACCAACAACGAGGCCUACUUUGAUGUGAUUGAAGAGAUCGAUGCCAUCAUUGAUAAAUCAGGCUCCACAGUGGCUGCUGAGAUCCAGGGUGUAAUCGAUGCUUGUGUCAAGCUGACAGGAAUGCCAGACCUCACCCUUUCCUUCAUGAAUCCCAGGCUGCUGGACGAUGUCAGCUUCCAUCCUUGUGUUCGUUUCAAGCGCUGGGAAUCCGAACGAAUCCUAUCCUUUAUCCCUCCUGAUGGGAACUUCCGUCUGCUCUCCUACCACGUCAGUGCGCAGAAUCUGGUUGCAAUCCCAGUGUAUGUCAAACAUAAUAUCAGUUUCCGGGACAGCAGUUCACUUGGACGUUUUGAAAUAACAGUGGGACCCAAACAGACCAUGGGGAAGACCAUAGAGGGAGUGAUUGUCACCAGUCAGAUGCCUAGAGGAGUCCUGAAUAUGAGCCUCACUCCGUCCCAGGGAGCACAUACAUUUGACCCAGUGACAAAGAUGCUGUCUUGGGAUGUAGGGAAAAUAAACCCUCAGAAGCUACCAAGUUUGAAGGGGACCAUGAGUCUUCAGGCUGGGACUUCUAAACCAGAUGAGAACCCCACAAUUAACCUGCAGUUUAAAAUCCAGCAGUUGGCUAUAUCUGGACUCAAAGUGAACCGUCUGGAUAUGUAUGGAGAAAAGUACAAGCCCUUCAAGGGUAUAAAAUACAUGACCAAAGCUGGAAAGUUCCAAGUUCGAACCUGAACAGAGAAUCUUGCCAAUGAACAGCUAGAAACACUUUUUUCAUUUCUUACUUGUCUAAAAAUAUCAGCCUGUCUCUUAGGUCAGUCCCCGCCAGGGCCUACUUGCUCCCUUUUUUCCUCAGCCUUCAGUGCCAUGGAACUAAUCAAGGGAGAAAGGGUCACCAGGGAGAUCUUGGCAAAACUGAAACUGAGCACAACUCUGUGCUAGAGAAGAGGUGUGUGAUGGAGGGAAGCCAUACUUGACACUGGAUUUAGCACUUUUAGAAAAACACCAGCAUUUGUUGCUUGUGGCUUUAGUAUCUAAAGCCAAUGAAAAGAUAUCUUGACUUUUUUUUUUAAGGUAGAAAGUUUGGAAGAAAAAACAUCAAUGUUAGUUAAGGAAAAGCCAGUUAGAGAUCUGAUCUGUAGGGCCAAGGAUGUGACUCAGUGGUAGAGCCCUUUGCUGAACAUGUGUGAGGCCCUGGUUCAUCUCCAGCAACACACACAAUGUAAAAUAGAUUCUAUCUAUGAGGGAGAAGCAAGAGGAAGUCCAGGGAUAUAUACUAAAAAGAAAGACCAGCAAGAAACGAGUACAUGAAUGAGAGGAUGGGAGAAUAGAGCUGAGUUGGUUUCUUACUAAUCCCUCUACUAUGUAAAAAUAAUUUGUACUUGUUGAAAUUAACUGGAGACUUCUUAAAUUCAAGUCUACUGUUGACAUGGAACUCCAGUAGAAUCAGAGUUCAUCUUAAAGAUUGUGGCGAUACUGGACUAGCUCUUCAUUCUAAUUUUUGAUUGCCUUUAGUAUAUAGUCUGUCAUCUUCAGUGAGCUUACCUGUCUGCCUCCCCAAACCAUUCUUUUCACUUCAGUUUACACAAUUCACAGUCCUUUCUGGUUACCUGUCACUUGCCUGUAGUUUUCUAAAAGCAGGAGACUUUAUGCCUCAUAUUAGAGUAGAAACAGCAAGUCAUUUCCCAUAAAGUCAUUCCUUACCUUAAACCAGUGAUCUCAUAUUUACAUUCAUUGGUGCUGGACCCAGUGGGGCCCUUAGGCUGCCUGUCUGAAACUUUAAUAUGAGGAGACGUAGAUAAAAGGAGCUUUUAGGGCAUGAGAUUCCUGAAGCUUCUUGGUAAACUUAUCAUUUCCUUUUUUUUUUUUUUUUGUUAGUCAUGGGGCUUGAAC